This is a messenger RNA of Drosophila serrata, 5310 nucleotides long. RefSeq names its product patatin like phospholipase domain containing sws (gene sws). Gene Ontology annotation, biological process: phosphatidylcholine metabolic process. Gene Ontology annotation, molecular function: phosphatidylcholine lysophospholipase A1 activity. Gene Ontology annotation, cellular component: endoplasmic reticulum. The record is from RefSeq and is a predicted model, not a curated record. NCBI's taxonomy places the organism in Eukaryota, Metazoa, Arthropoda, Insecta, Diptera, Drosophilidae.
UCGGAAAAAAUACAAACAAUUCUAGACCAUUUGACUUUAUUAGUUUGUAGUAUAUAUAGCAAAAAUCAAAGUUCGACUAACUAAAUUAAGGAGGCUACUGUUGCCGCUGCCAUCCCCCACCACUCCCCUCCGCCCCAGAGACUGCAGCAACAUGUUUUGGUAAAACUAAACGCAUUCAAGACAAAAAUCAACAUAAAUUCUUAUUGGAAACGAAAGACUCCUCCGCAGCAAGAGUGUGAGCGAGAGCGUGCGGAAAGAGAGUCGAAAUCAAAAUUACCCGUUGAAUCGUAACUACAAAAACACGAGAAAAAUUGAAAUCAAAAUUUUUGGUCGGUGGUGCUGUGCUCGAGUGUGUGUGCGGGUGUGCGAGGCCUGUGUUUGUGUGUGAAGAAUAAGUGCGUGAGAAAGCUGGAGGCGCGUGCAUUACAAUAAUUGCACAAAUCCCAAGACAAACGAGGGGCGGGGGUGUCACCAAUCCGCGAGAGCGAGCAAGGCAGAUAGACAGGGCGAACGAGACGGCCACGAAGCACAGCAGCAGAUAAAACAACAACAAAGGGCUGUGAUUUCUGCCAAAACGCCCACGCACCCGCCCCCGCCCCCUCCUUGCCGUGCCUCCGUUGCCUUGCUCUUCUCACUUCCGUAUUUACCUAAUAAACGGGACACAAGUAGUCAACAAUAAGAACAACGACAACAGCAAGAGAUAGCCAGAGAGAGACAGAGAGAGAGCAGCAAGGAAGAACAAACGACUAAGCGGUACAAGGGAGAGAGACCCAGAGGAACUAGCAGGGAGAGCAAGCGAAAAAUGGAUAUCCUGGAGAUGCUGCGCGCCAGCGCCACUGGCAGCUACAACACGCUCUUCUCGGAUGCGUGGUGCGUUUACGUUUCCCAGCAGAUCAGUGCAACGAUGUACGUAUCGAUGGGCGUCCUUAUUCCGACCAUUCUCCUCUUCGCCUGGUGCAUAUACUUUAAGCGUUUGGCCCGGUUGCGCCUGCGCGAUGAGCUUGCCCACUCCCUGAGCGCCGUCACCUCGUCCGGCGGGGAUCUCCGGGGAUUGCGCUUCCGGAAGCGUGACAAGAUGCUCUUCUAUGGACGCCGCAUGCUGCGCAAGAUGAAGAACGUGAGCGGUCAGAUGUAUAGCAGCGGUAAGGGCUACAAGCGGCGGGCGGUGAUGCGCUUUGCCCGCCGCAUUUUACAGCUGCGACGGGACAAUAUGCCGCUGGAGAUGCGAACGGUGGAGCCGCCGGCCGAGUAUCUGGAGGAGACAAUGGAGGGCAGCGAUCGUGUGCCGCCCGAUGCGCUCUACAUGCUGCAGAGCAUCCGGAUCUUUGGACACUUUGAGAAGCCCGUCUUUCUGCGACUGUGCAAGCACACCCAGCUGCUGCAACUGAUGGCCGGCGACUAUCUGUUCAAGAUCACUGAUCCCGAUGACAGUGUCUACAUUGUCCAAUCGGGCAUGAUCAAUGUGUACAUCUCGAAUGCCGAUGGCAGCACCCUGUCCCUGAAGACGGUGCGCAAGGGUGAGUCUGUGACGUCGCUGCUCAGCUUCAUCGAUGUGCUGUCGGGGAAUCCCAGCUACUACAAGACGGUCACCGCCAAGGCCAUUGAGAAAUCGGUGGUCAUUCGACUGCCCAUGCAGGCCUUCGAGGAGGUGUUCCAAGACAAUCCGGACGUUAUGAUUCGCGUCAUCCAGGUGAUCAUGAUCCGAUUGCAGCGGGUUCUCUUCACCGCCCUGCGUAACUAUCUUGGUCUAAACGCCGAACUGGUGCAGAAUCAUAUGCGCUACAAGAGCAUUGCCAUGAUGUCCGGGACCAUUGUCAACUCGCAAUCAUCGCGUCAAGCUGCCACCACAGCAAUGCCGCCCAGCCAAUUGCCAGUGCCACCGACAGCGGCGACUCCGAUGACUCGGGAAGCGGGAGCGGGAACAGGAGCAGGAGCAGGAGCAGGAGCAGGAGUUGGUCGGGCUCAACACUCAUCAUCGCGGCAUUCGCGCGAAGAGCACACCUUAUCCGAUCCAAAUCCCAAUCCGGAUGCCUGCCCACAGAUCGGAACAAAUCAGAUAUUCAGUGAUCUGCAUGGGGAAUCGUCCAGUGCGUAUGCUUUCCAUCAGCAGCAGCAUUCUGUGGGGAAUCUGUCCACGCGUCGCGGUUCCAUCACCCAGCCGGGUCCAUCUUCGCCCCUUGAAUGUGGCAACUCAACGCAGUCGCAGCAGCAACCGGCGCCACCGCCGCAAGCACCUUCGAUAGAUCUACGACUGGUGCAAUCCUCGGCCGUGGAGAGUCUGCGCCGGGAACUGGGCCUACCGGAGGAGGAUGCUCACAUUAUAGAACCCUUUGUGGAGGUCCGUGAACUGGAGCCCAAUGUCACGCUCAUCACCGAGGGCAAUGCGGACGAUGUGUGCAUUUGGUUCGUGAUGACUGGUACCUUGGCCGUCUAUCAGGGCAACCAGGAUGCCACACGGGCCAAGCCGGAUAAGAGUGAUAUGCUCAUACAUUUCGUGCAUCCCGGCGAGAUUGUGGGCGGCCUGGCCAUGCUCACAGGCGAAGCGAGUGCCUAUACUAUCCGAUCGAGAAACAAUAGCCGGAUAGCGUUCAUCCGGCGAGCGGCCAUCUAUCAAAUCAUGCGACAGCGGCCACGGAUCGUUUUGGAUCUGGGCAAUGGUGUGGUUCGUCGCCUGUCGCCGCUGGUGCGGCAAUGUGAUUAUGCCCUUGACUGGAUUUUCCUGGAGUCGGGCCGUGCCGUUUAUCGGCAAGAUGAGAGCAGCGAUAGUACCUACAUUGUGCUGAGCGGACGCAUGCGAUCGGUGAUCACGCAUUCCAGCGGAAAGAAGGAGAUCGUGGGCGAGUACGGCAAGGGUGACCUUGUGGGCAUCGUCGAAAUGAUCACCGAGACGUCACGCACCACGACGGUGAUGGCUGUGCGCGACUCGGAGCUGGCCAAGCUGCCCGAGGGCCUGUUCAAUGCCAUUAAGCUGCGCUAUCCCAUUGUGGUUACCCGGCUGAUUAGCUUCCUUAGCCACCGCUUCCUCGGCUCGAUGCAGACGCGCUCGGGCAGCGGGGCGCCGGGCGCGCCCGUUGAGGCCAAUCCCGUCACGCACAAGUACUCAACGGUGGCCCUGGUGCCCAUCACCGACGAGGUGCCGAUGACAACCUUUACCUACGAGCUCUACCACUCGCUGUGUGCCAUAGGUCCGGUUCUCCGGCUCACAUCGGACGUGGUGCGCAAGCAGCUUGGCCCGAACAUCUUUGAGGCGGCCAACGAAUACCGGAUGACCUCGUGGCUGGCCCAGCAGGAGGAUCGCAACAUUAUAACGCUCUAUCAGUGCGAUAAUUCCCUCAGCGCCUGGACGCAACGUUGCAUGCGGCAGGCGGAUGUGAUUCUGAUUGUCGGCCUCGGUGAUCGUUCACAUUUGGUGGGGAAAUUUGAGCGUGAAAUCGAUCGACUGGCGAUGCGAACACAAAAGGAGCUGGUGCUGCUCUACCCGGAGACGACAAAUGCCAAGCCCGCGAAUACUUUAAGCUGGCUGAACGCCAGACCCUGGGUGACCAAGCAUCAUCAUGUGCAGUGCGUGAAGCGCAUCUUUACGCGCAAAAGUCAAUAUCGCAUUAAUGAUCUCUACAGUCGCGUCCUGCUCUCCGAACCGAACAUGCAUUCCGACUUCUCGCGCUUGGCCCGCUGGCUGACGGGUAACUCGAUUGGCUUGGUCCUGGGCGGCGGCGGAGCACGCGGCGCUGCCCACAUUGGCAUGCUGAAGGCCAUCCAGGAGGCAGGCAUACCCAUCGAUAUGGUUGGCGGCGUGAGCAUAGGCGCCCUGAUGGGUGCCCUCUGGUGCUCCGAGCGCAACAUCACCAUAGUCACGCAGAAGGCGCGCGAGUGGUCCAAGAAAAUGACAAAAUGGUUCCUACAACUGCUGGACCUCACUUACCCGAUCACAUCGAUGUUUUCCGGACGGGAGUUCAACAAAACCAUCCACGACACCUUUGGGGAUGUGAGCAUCGAGGAUCUGUGGAUACCCUACUUCACGCUGACCACAGACAUCACGGCCAGUUGCCAUCGCGUUCAUACCAAUGGCCACCUGUGGCGUUACUGCCGCGCCAGCAUGUCAAUUGCCGGCGUAUUUCCGCCAUUUUGUGAUUAUAGCGACGGUCACCUGCUGCUCGACGGCUGCUACACCAACAACGUUCCAGCCGAUGUGAUGCACAACCUGGGCGCUGCUCACAUCAUAGCCAUUGACGUCGGCUCCCAGGAUGACACCGAUCUGACGAACUACGGCGAUGACCUCAGCGGCUGGUGGCUGCUCUACAAGAAGUGGAAUCCCUUCACGUCGCCCGUCAAGGUGCCCGAUCUGCCGGACAUACAAUCCCGGCUCGCCUACGUCUCCUGUGUCCGCCAGCUGGAGGAAGUGAAAAACUCAGACUAUUGCGAGUACAUCCGACCGCCGAUUGAUAAGUACAAGACCCUGGCCUUUGGCAGCUUCGACGAGAUCCGGGACGUGGGCUAUGUGUUCGGCAAGAACUACUUUGAGAACAUGGCCAAGGCGGGGCGGCUGGGCCGGUUCAAUCAGUGGUUCAACAAGGAGCCGCCCAAGCGCGGCAACCACGCCUCCCUCAACGAGUACACCUUCAUCGAUCUGGCGCAGAUCGUGUGCCGACUGCCGACUGCGGUCAACACCGGUGCGGAGAUCUUUAGCGAGGACGAAGACUGUGAUGGCUACAUCUCGGAGCCAACAACGCUGAAUACGGAUCGUCGACGUAUCCAGGUGCCGCGUGCCGGCAACUCGCUGUGCUUCUCCGAGACUGAAAUAGACUCCGAUGUGGAGAUCGAUCUGAAGCUAGAAAAGACGAGUAUUCAGAGCAAGGAAGAGGCUACACGACAUCAUCAUCGGUAUCAUAGGCAUAAACGGGAAGAGGAGGUGGUGGCAGCGACCACGGCGGAGCAAACAGUCCAGCAGCCACAGAGCACAGCAGAUGUUGGAGGGCGGUGUGGCUUGGAGCAGGGAGAGAAUUGCCUGAACAAGGACGACGAUAAGGAGAACCGGAACAGGGCGAAUAAUGAAACCAAAAACUAGCAAAUAGGCAUAAAAAAACGAAAUCAAUCAUCCGCAGAAACACGGUUGACCUCUCUCCCCUAUAGGUUUUAUAAUAUAGCAACCAAGACUUAGGCUUAGCUCUUAGCAUACGAGAAAAACCGAAGAAAGAUUGCCUUGCCACCCACUGCACACUCUCUCCCACUCACCCACAACUACACAUAUUGUAAUGCAGGCACAACUUUGUCCACAAAACUUUGUAUAUACAUAUAUAUCAACUAUAUGUA